Messenger RNA from Dipodomys spectabilis (banner-tailed kangaroo rat), 3281 nucleotides. RefSeq names its product SPOC domain containing 1 (gene Spocd1). Gene Ontology annotation, biological process: DNA-templated transcription. The transcript is spliced from 14 exons. Gene Ontology annotation, cellular component: nucleus. Bases 1 to 3177 code for a protein of 1058 amino acids. The record is from RefSeq and is a predicted model, not a curated record. Lineage: Eukaryota; Metazoa; Chordata; Mammalia; Rodentia; Heteromyidae.
AUGGAGCUAGCUUUGAGGGGGAGCCAGGAUUCCAGACCUGACCUCAAGCUGCCCACCUUGCCUGAUCAAGGAAGUCCUUCAACUUCCAGGAGGUCCCCGGUCUCCCUGUGUGACUUCUUAGUUACCAGAUGCCCUAGUAACCUUUGUAGCAUGGUACCAGGUCUCCAACAAAAGACAGUGUUAGUAAGCGUAGAGAGGCAGGCAGGGAUGGAAGGGGUCAGCUGUGAGCCUGGAGAGGUCCAAGAUGAAGGUAUGGGCUUUCCUGGGGACAGAGGAAGAAAUUCUACACACAGUCAAGAGAAGAGCCAGCCCCUCUCAUCAGGCCUGGCUCCUGAGAGGGCAAGAAAGAGAAGCAGGAAGUGUGGGGCCUCUUCCCAGGGUGAGGAGGAGGCUGGUAGCCUCUUAUGGCUUGAUGGGAGCCCUGGUGGGGACGGUCCAUCUGUCGGAGGGCCCCCACAAACUGCUCACCUGGAGUCCUUGCGUGGCUCUCACAGUUCUUUCUCUAGCAACGACAUUGGAGACCCAGCAGAGUGUGAAUACUCACCAAAUGCAGGGGACCAGGCCCAACUAGGCAGCACCCGUGGCUCUGAUGGGUCCCCAGGGCCAUGUGGAGGAGAGUUGUGCAGUCUAGCCACACAGGGUUCUCCUCAGAGUCCUGCCUUGGGCCUGGCAGGACCAGGACCCGCUUCUACAGAGCAGCUGGAAGUACAGCUCAUGGUGGGCAAGGAAGACCAGGAGGGGUCAGAGGCCCAGGCCAGGCCAGUGUGCAGGGAGACUACUGCUACUGCUGCCAGCCUGUCUGAGCCCUGGAGUGGCCUCAGCUCCUCCCUGGAGGCUGCCACCAGCAAGGCCUGCACAGGCCUAGUCAUCAGGCAGAGAAGAUCAAAGUGCACUGAGAAGCUAAGAAUGAAUACAGAAUCCUGCACCCAAGAUCGAGUCACAGUCCACAUCAGCCAGGAUAGCUCAGAGGAAGCUAGCCCAGGAGGCUGUCCCACAUGGAAAUGCCAGUCCAGGGUCUGUGCCACGCCUUGCAAGAAGAGUGUCUUCCUGUGGCCUCCCUGGCAGGGAGAAUGCUGGGUGUCUUGCUGGGUGCCCUUCCUUCUAAUCUCUGUCCCCUCUCUUUUCAAGGAGGAAGUAGACAGGCCUCCCGGGGUGAAGCAUGUGUGUUAUCUCAGCUGUGGAGACACCAUUCAGCUCCUGGGGGCCAUCGGCCAUGUGCAGGCAGAGGGUGAGCUGCUGAAGCUGGAGGCUCUGGAGGACUUCAUGGAGGUCAGCUCAGCCUUGCCCACCCAGAGGCCCAGGAUUAGAAAGGCCACUACUCAGAGCCCUGCCAUGUGCCAGCAUGGCCCCAUGGAGGCUUCAGACAAGCAGACUUUUCAAGACAGGGAAGAGGACUCAGUGUGGCUUCAGCCCAGAGAGAUGACACGUCUGGACAUCAGGGUGCGGGACACCGUAGUCCGGACCAUGCAGGAGGUGCUGUGGAGUCGCCUUCAGGAGCACCCCAACCUACUGCUGGGGGGGGAGAAGGUGGAGGACCUUGCCACUGGCAUCGAGGCCGCCCUCUUCUACUUGACACAAGACACCAGCUGCAGCUACAAGAACAAGUACCGCAGUCUGCUCUUCAACCUGCGCGACCCCAGGAACCCAGAGCUGUUUCUCAAAGUGGUUUGUGGCGACAUCACCCCCCAUGCCCUGGUGCGGAUGAACUCCACCCAGCUGGCGCCCCAAGAGCUGUCGCGCUGGAGGGACCAGGAGGAGAAAAGGAGCUUGGGGAUCAUUGAGCAGCAACAGAAGGAGCCAUACAGACUUCCAGCCUCCAAAUUGACCCAUAAGGGAGAAGUGGAGAUCCCGAGGGACCUGGACCAGAUGAUAACCUUGGAGGACCUAGUGGAAGCCCCGGUGUUGAGAGAUGCUGGUCCCCAGGAACUGCCCGCCCUGUUGGAGGACACGUCUGGGCAGCCCUCCAUGGACCCCAACUGCCACACAUGCCCAGAUGGGGAACCCUCCUUGCCCAACACUACCAUGAGCAGGGAGGAUCCUGGCUUCAAGAGAUCCCCAACCUCAGAUCCUACGUGCUCUCCAGAGGUGCCCAAAGCCAGGGAGAUGCUCACCACGGAGCCUCAAAACAGGCUUCAGAUGCCUGAUGGGCCCCCAAAGGCCCCACCCAGCCCACCCCCUUGGGAGGGUGUUCUUGACAUGUACUCCAUCAAGCGGUUCCGGGUCAAGGCCCAGCUGGUCUCAGGACACAGCAGUCAGCUUGUCCAGGCUCUGCCAGAGGUGAUCCACUCAGCAGGCUGCCUCCCUCCCAACAUUGUCUGGGACCUUCUGGCUAGUAUCUGCCCAGCCAGGGCCAAGGACAUCUGCGUGGUCAGACUGCGUCCCCGGGGGACUCGUGACGUGGAGAGCUGCCACUCGCUCUGCUCCUACCUCAACAACAAGCAGCACCAUGGCCUGGCAGCCGUGGAGCAGGUGGGGGUGGUCCUGCUGCCCCUGCCCGCCUUUCAGCCCCUGCCCACAAGACUGCGGUCUUUGGGAGGCCCAGGUCUGGAAGCCACUCACUCAAGCCUGUUGCUAGCGGUGCUGCUCCCCAAGGAAGGGCUUCCAGACCAAGCCAAGUCCAGCCUGGUGCUGGGCAAAGUUCGCAAGAAGGUCUCUUUCAACAGCAAAGUGGAGGCAAGAUGUUACCAGCCAGAGGACAAGAGAUGGAGUGCACUAAAAGGCUUCCCUCCCCCAGAGGAUACCCCAAAGCAGAGCCAGGCCCAAGGAAGCUGGGCUCCCACUUGGCAAAGGCUCCCCAGAGGCAGGGGGAGGCCCUGGGUAGAUCCACAAACCUGGCAGGGUCUUGGGCAAGGAAAGCAGCCUCCAGAGUGCGGCUCUUGCCAGCUUCAACAUCCCUACUCAGCAGUUCCAGUUGUCCGUGGCUUUGGCCAUGAUCAGCACAUGCACAGCACCUCCUGUCUCCACCAAGACAUGCUCCAGAACCUCGAAGCCUUGGUGACGAUGAGAAACCAGCUCCAAGCCUCCCUGUGGCCCGCAGACUGCACACCCCUUCCCACACCCUCUACAGCAUCUGUCCAGCCCCCUGCAGUCUCAGGGAGUCUUGGCUAUCUCUACCAGCCCCCUGGCCUCGACUCUGGCCCCUCUUUGGGCCCUACAGAUGCUGGCUCCUUUCCCUAGAGAAGUGAGGCUUUUCUUAUCCACCAGAACAGGGGUUUGAUUCCCUUACUUGUGCUGAGUCCCAGAAGGAGGUGGGUGGGGGGGCCAUGUUUGUCAGUGCUCCC